Molecule: messenger RNA, 324 nt
Organism: Rhodofomes roseus
Lineage: Eukaryota; Fungi; Basidiomycota; Agaricomycetes; Polyporales; Fomitopsidaceae
Product: putative thioredoxin
Exons: 4
Coding region: 1-324 (107 amino acids)
Molecular function (GO): protein-disulfide reductase activity
Source: RefSeq, a predicted model, not a curated record
AUGCCCGUCACCGUCAUCAGCUCCCUGGCCCAAUUCCAGGAAAUCAUUAGCCGCGACAAGCCCUCCGUGUUCGACUUCUGGGCGACGUGGUGCGGCCCGUGCAAGCAGAUCUCGCCCAUCUUCGAGAAACUCGCCGAGCAGUUCCCCGGGGCCGAUUUCUACAAGGUCGAUGUAGACGAGCAGGGCGAAGUUGCCCAGGAGGUUGGCAUCCGUGCGAUGCCCACCUUCACGGUCUUCAAGAGCGGCCAGAAGGUCAAGGAGCUCGUUGGCGCGAACCCUGGUGCUCUCCAGAGCCUCAUUACUGAGGCCGCGGCGAACGCAUGA